UUCUUCUACGAAAGUUUCGCUGACUUUUUUGUAGAGGGCUGAGCAGAAGAAAACUUAGCACGGUGUUAGAUUAGCCCUGGGAAGAAAGACAGAAACCAUUAAACCAACAGCCCAGUCAAUCCAAGAAGUCCCAGAGCAUCAACAUCAAGAACAAGAACAAGAACAAGAGCGGGAGAUCUCUCUCUCUCUGUGUCUCUCUCUCUCGGUGGCGCUGCGAUUCGAUGUUGGAAAUGAGGAAACGCACGAUAUAUGCUUGGGGAGCGGCGGUUGUGUGCUUCGUAGUGCUGAUGCUGGUGACGCCCGCCAUCCCUCAAUCAGAGGAGUAUCACGAUUUCGCUGACAAACGCGACUUCUUCGGCAUACCCAAUACGCUGAACGUAGUUUCAAACUUUCCAUUCCUUGUCGUGGGUCUUGUUGGUCUGGUGCUUUGCUAUUAUGGCAAUUAUUUCAAGCUAAGCUCGCAAGGUGAGCUUUGGGGUUGGACGUUCUUUUUUGUUGGUGUUGCUGCUGUUGCUUUUGGCUCCGCUUAUUACCAUCUCAAACCAGAUGAUGCUCGUCUUGUUUGGGAUCGUCUUCCGAUGACUAUUGCAUUCACUUCAAUAGUCGCAAUCUUCAUCAUCGAAAGGAUUGAUCCGCAUAAGGGAACAGUGUCAAUCAUACCGUUGCUCAUGGCUGGAAUAUUAAGCAUUUUAUAUUGGAGGUACUUUGAUGACCUUCGCCCGUAUGCUCUUGUCCAAUUUCUUCCUUGCAUCGCCAUACCGAUUAUGGCUAUAAUAUUACCUCCGAUGUAUACGCAUUCAUCAUACUGGCUUUGGGCUGCAGCAUUUUACCUUUUAGCUAAGGUGGAAGAAGCAGAAGAUAAAUUGAUUUACAGAUGGACUCAUCAUAUCGUUAGUGGGCACACGCUGAAGCAUCUGUGUGCAGCAAUGGUUCCUGUUUUCUUGACACUCAUGCUAGCAAAGAGAGCUAUAGAUCUAGAGAGGCAAAGUCUGCUGGUAACAUGGAAGGUUUCCUGGUAUAGAUUUAAAGAGAAGAAUUCAAGUGUAGAGAGACUCGACUGCACCUAUACAAAUGUUUCAGUUGUCGAAUCGUGACAUGGUUUGUACAUGCUCUCUGUCGACAAAGUUCACCAUAUGUAUACGGACUGAAUUUUUUCUUUUUUGGUUGAAAUACGGACUGAAGUUCGACUAACUGAGAAAAUCUGCUAACAUACAGAUCAUACCAGUUGGAGCUACUUUUUUUUUUUUGAAGGGGCGGGAGGGGGGUCGAAGAGUUACUUCAAUGUGUUGUAUAUAACAAUGGAUGUGCUUUAUCAACUCUGCUUUACCUUGGAGUCUUGGACCAUGUCUUACAAAUUGUUCUCUUUAACAACGCAAAUAGAUCACUCGUAUGUUUUACUUUCUUUA
This is a messenger RNA of Syzygium oleosum, 1406 nucleotides long. RefSeq lists its product as uncharacterized. The transcript is spliced from 7 exons. Lineage: Eukaryota; Viridiplantae; Streptophyta; Magnoliopsida; Myrtales; Myrtaceae. The coding region runs from base 222 to 1094 and encodes 290 amino acids. The record is from RefSeq and is a predicted model, not a curated record.